This is a messenger RNA of Suillus subalutaceus, 1590 nucleotides long. RefSeq lists its product as uncharacterized. The record is from RefSeq and is a predicted model, not a curated record. The transcript is spliced from 3 exons. NCBI's taxonomy places the organism in Eukaryota, Fungi, Basidiomycota, Agaricomycetes, Boletales, Suillaceae. Bases 1 to 1590 code for a protein of 529 amino acids.
AUGGCUCUCUGUCACCUAUACUGCCACCGUAUUCUUCAGGGGCGUCCUGCCUAUGGAUUUAUUGGCGGCGAAGGAAGCUCAGACUACAAUGUGUUUUGCUGCAUGUUGGAGAGGACAACAUUCAAUGACAAUGUGGUUAUUGCGACAACCCAACUGUUUCUUGUGAAAUAUAAACCAUUGAUCUGGUGGCCUUCACCGAAAUUUGAGGCUUGUCCUGACUCUGUCCUCGAGUGGCUGUCUCAUGUUCUUCCUUUCCACUUUGCUACAGAGCAAGUGGAUGCAAAUGUAGAUCAUCUCGCCAUUACAGUGAUAUCAAAACUCCUAUGCUCCUCUCCAUCGCCUCAAAUCAUAGCUAAUUGCACUCUUCUUGCUUGCAUUAUGGUUGGGGUUCAGUUUGACAAGAAAGAUGUUGUUCGGGUUGAUAAAAGUUCUGCUCUGCCUCAACUUGCUGAGUUUCUUUGGGCGCAGUUCCAGAAAGUAAUCUGGGCGCCGGAUGGAGCCGAUCCCGACAGUGCUGUCCGCCGAGCAUGGCACUUUGACAUCAUCUGUCUAGUGCUUGACCGUGAUCUAGUUCCACCUCCUCCGAAGAUGUGGAACCUGGGCGUGUGUUGGAAGAUUUUUUCACGGGCGAGGUCAUCUCAACAUAAUGAUCGGGAUUUAUCGGCAGCGCUGCGAGAAGUACAGCGCUUCAGGUUCACCGCCAAUCCCGAUCCUGAUCGAACGGUCAUUGCAGACCCUGCAGAUCCUGCCUGGUUGUGGGAUCAUGAAAUCUCGUGGCAAGGUAAUUCCCACUCGCCAGAAGACUUCGACUGGCUAGUGGACUACCUCGGUGAUGUUUGUUCCAACGACCACAAGACAGCAGGUGACAUUCUUGUACUACUAAGUAGUACGAGCGUGAGCUGCAGCUCCGCUAAACAACAUCUAUACAUCGAGAAGCUCACCGCCUGCAUGGGCGGCAGCAUGCCUCCCCGUUUACGUCAUGCUGCCCUUCACGCUGCUCAUAGUUCCCGGGAAGUCUUCGCUUCCAUCAACGUUGUUGAUGAUGCGGACAUGGUUUUGACCAAACUCUCCCCUGCUAUCCUUACUGCAGUCUGUCCACAACCAGGUGCAACACCCACCGAUGGCGAUCCUGACUGCUUCUUCCAUCGUGACCGUGACUUGUGCUAUCUCGAAUUAAUCUUUGCCCUGGCAAGGAAUUCCUACUGGCACCCCCCUGGUAUCUUCCUCCGAAUGCCAUCUGAACAGGUGUCCGUUACAUCACUCAGUUCUAUCGCAGACCAGCAGUGGUGGGACAUGAUGAGAAAGGCAUGGUGUUGUGCUUUUCUCACAAUCGGCAACCCACACUGCGUCGAAUUCCUUCCCGUUCUUGUGGAAGGAACAAAGAAGUACAUGCGUAUCGCUUCAAGGCCUGAUCUUGAACAGCUCAUCAACGACAUGGAUGAUCUUAUGGAAAGUCUAGGAAAGCCAGGUUUACUAGAGCAGAGAGAGGGGGUCGCGGUCGCUGCUGUGAAGGAGUUGAGAGAGAUAGCCAAAGACAACAUCACCUUGCUUGCAAGGUCAUAUGGUAUGCGACAAAAUCUGACGGACUAA